CCUCAUAACACUGAAUGAAUAAUACCAUGACCCCCCAGUGUAGCACUGGAUCUAAAUUACGCAACACAAAUUAUGGUAGGCUACAUCACCCAUCUCCUACACACACAUUUUCACUCAAACACACACCUUCAUCAUUGUAAUCGCAUGACACAUUUACCUGGUACUAAACAUAAACUUUCAAGACUAAAUUAUUAAAAUUGAUCACAUUACACAUAAUUUCAAACAUAUAGGAUAAAUUAAAUAGAACUUUUUAAUUUCAUUUUAAAACGUAAUCUUGUGGUCUUAUGAAGUUACUGUAUGUGAAUAUCAUAAGGUGCAUAGGACUUGAAUGGCUACAGUCACACAAUAGUGAAUUACAAAUUUUAAAAUUGACACAUAUUCAGCAAUGCAGCUUGUCUCCUAGGACUAAACACUUAGGUCCGGUCAUUGGCAUUGUUACAAACUAGGGGGCCCACUAGUUUACGGCAUAUGUCUAAUGACUAUACAAAUUCAUUUAAACAAGUAAACAAUCAAAUUUAUGUUAUUAUCAAGUGUGACUGGCCUGCACGUCAAAUGCACAGGGAAGGAUUGUAGAAACUGAAUUACAUAUAUAUAUAUAUAUACCAUCAGCAUCGCCCUGGAAACCAACGAGUAGCACCUGGACACUCCCAUCACCGGCUGAUCGGUCACAGAUGGUGCUCGUUACCUGCCGACUUGAAAAAGCCACGAGGCACGCCAGAAGGUUGAGCAUAGACUCCCGACAAGCUGCCACUAAUGUAGUCUCUUCAUUUUCUUCCAGACAGCAGCGUGUGAACUGGUCAGCCUUCACCCCCCAGCACGGACUCACCGCUUCACCAAGUCACCCAGAACAGAGAGAGCACUGCAGCACUUAUCACGCCUUGGGACAAUAACGCACCCGUAUUAUUAUUUGAAUCCACUCUUCGGUGUAUUGAUUCUGAGCCCUCCUUGCCAUGUGUUUCCUUCACCCCGUCACACUAGUGGAGAAUGCGGGCAAGUUUGUGAAGGAAAAUGUCGGCAAGUGAUCUCAUUUUCCCCCCAAACUUUUUUUUCUUUCAUACCCUUUCAUACACUCAUCAACAUCGUUCGGGCGAGCAUCCUGGCCCCAAGGCCGGAAUCCAAGGUCUUCAUCCUCAUAACCUGUGUGAAACACGGCAAGUACCCGCCAGAAGAAUCAACCUGACGGCCCUGUCGUUCACCUGGCUCGUUGAAGUUGGCAUCGUCAAGGACCUACCUGUUCCUGUGCUGCUAGGAUGAGACUGGCCGGGGUUCGACAUCCUGUUAGCCACCGCUUCCCAGCUGGCCUACCACAGAGGGAACCGUAGACAACGGAGGUCAGCAAAAGGGACCCAACACCAACCAACGCUGCUGGCUUCUGACAGUGGGAGAGAAGGUGAGUCCCCCUCUCAAAACGCUAAUCUUUUCUAUGAUGUGUUCCAACAGGUUACGGGAGGGGGCUCCUUUGCCAGGGCCCAAAAAAAGGAUGACCGGCUAAAACACUGUUGGCCCCAGGUUCGCGUCACAAAGGGAAAGGAUGUACGGCCUGGGCCCCAUCCUCUCCCACACUUUGUCCAAAAUGGCCUAUUGUAUUGCAUCGUCCAGCGGAGGGGGGAGUAGAAAUUACUGUUAGUGGUUCCCCAGUCCACAAGCACCUCCUCGUUAUCGUGGACUAUGCCACCCGAUACCCGGAAGCUGUGCCUCUACGAAAAGCCACAGCCAAAGCCAUCGCAAAGGAGAUCACCUGGGAGAUCACUCAGUCUACCUGGGGCCCCAGCCACGUUCCAGCAAAUGAUGGAUAUCAUCCUCUGGCCCCACCAGUCCUACGCAGCCGCUUACCUCGAUGACGUAGUCAUUCAUUCUGAAACCUCGGAGGAUCACAUUGAUCGACUACGGAAGGUACUGUCCGAGCUCCAACGGGUUGGACUCACAGCCAACCCCUGAAAAUGUCACUGGGCACAAUUCGAAGCUAAGUACCUGGGUUUUCAAGUCAGGAGGGGUCUCAUCUGGCCCCAAGAGAAGAAAGCAGAAGUCGUACGAAAUGCCCCAAGACAAGACCCAGUUUCCUCCCUGACAGAUCUGACAAGGAAGGGGCAACCCGGAGAAGGUGGUAUGGACACCAGCCAUGGAGGAGGCGUUCAAGAAGAUCAAGGAGGCUUUGCAAGAGGAACUGGAUAACAUAGAUUUAGACUUCGACCUGGCACCACCCCUGUAUUCUGAGUUCCUGAGUCCCUCCAGCCAUCCUGAAUGCCCGCUGAUUCAGUCCUGCUGCCCUGAAUGCCCGCUGCACUCCCUGCCAGUGCCCGUGCCUCGAUCGCUCCCUGCCAGUGCCCGUGCCUCGAUCGCUCCCUCCAGUGCCCGCGCAGCCAGCGCUCCCUCCAGUGCCCGCGCAGCCAGCGCUCCCUCCAGUGCCCGCGCAGCCAGCACCGCCUCCAGUGCCCGCGCAGCCAGCACCGCCUCCAGUGUCUACAAUGUCUACCUCAUCAUCCGGCUUUCGAGUCCUGGACUCCACCUCGGCCUGUAGACCCGUCGGCUUCCCCUUGGCUCCUAGCUCCCUCCUCUCCACCGUGGUCCAUCAGUCUACCAGCUCCUCCAUCGUCCCUCUGAGUCCGCCUUGGUCUGUCGUCGACCAUCCGUCGCCUCAGGAUUCCUCUCCUCCGGCUUCGCCUCGUCCCUCCAUCCCUCCGGCUCUGUCAGGCUCCUCCAUCCCUCCGGAUCCACCUCAGUCCUCUGUCGCUCUGGCUCCUUCUCGUCCCCCAUCUUUGCAUUGGUCACCAAAGCCUGCCGCUUCGCCUAGGUCCUCCAGCGCCUCGGUGUCACCCUGGCUCUUUGGCUCUCCGCCUCCACCUCCACCUCAGUCUCCUCCACCACCUGCUCUGCUGCCAUCGGUCGCGCCCAUGUCGUCAUCGGCCAUUUCUCCUUCAUGGCUCCUCCCUCCGUCGGCUCCACUGUGGACCAUCAUGGCUGGGUCCUCUGGAUCUCCUCCUGCUCCGGACUGUCUCCUCCCUGGCUCCUCCCUCUAUCUACACCUUCCUGGACUCUGCCCAUCCUGGGGGCCCGUCCUCCACCGGAACCAUCUCCCAAGUUAUGAGUGA
Molecule: messenger RNA, 3089 nt
Organism: Puntigrus tetrazona (Sumatra barb)
Lineage: Eukaryota; Metazoa; Chordata; Actinopteri; Cypriniformes; Cyprinidae
Product: pectinesterase inhibitor 10-like
Exons: 3
Coding region: 2466-3089 (207 amino acids)
Source: RefSeq, a predicted model, not a curated record